AUGCAGCUUGAUCUUCUCCCACCUGAGUUGAUUCUCAAAAUAUUUAUCCAUCUCGAUUACAGAUCUCUUGUGUUAGCCAGAGAGGUCUGUACAUUAUUCUGCUCCUUGGUUGACGACCAUGCCACUCUCCAGUACAAGAUAGAACUCGCCUGCGCCAACAUGCAAGAUGGCCCGCCAAGCAAUCUCACUGCUGCGGACCGCCUCUCUCUACUCAAACGCCACCAGAGUGCUUGGAACACGCUUCAGUGGACAUCGUCCCAGGAAGUCAGCAUGAAUACCGGGCGAGUCUGGGAGCUAUACGGCGGCGUGCUUGCUCAAUCUCGUGACCCAAGUAAUCUCAGCUUCAGAACGCUUCCAUCCCAGCUCAGAGGCGUCGAAGAACAGACAUGGAACAUCACGUUUGAGCAUACCAUCAUCAGAGAUUUCGCUAUGGACCCUUCCCAAGAUCUGUUGGUCUUUCUCGAGCCUCCGGAACGGAUAUUCAUGAACCCAGACGUGGGUGUGGAAAUUCGAACUAGAAUUCGGUUACGUUCCUUGUCCACAGGUGGAUGUCAUCCAGCAGGACCCGACACGGGACUUUUGAUCCACUCCACGUGUACACCGGAGAUAACGAGAAUGUCAUUCUCAAUAAUGAUACACGCCGACUAUGUGGCGAUCCAUUAUAUGAGCAACGUUGAGUCCAAUCCAGAGCUUGAAGUCUGGAACUGGAAAACCGGAGAAUCUGUUAUGUGUGUGCAUGGUGACAGGAUACGGACGGCAUCGUUCCUCGGAGAGCACUACAUGCUGGUUGGCGGCUGGGCUCCCGGUGCGUCUCAGUGCAGCCUUUAUGUGUUGGACCUGCAUAAGGUUUCUGGGACGCACCUCCUGGAGGAAACCAGCUAUACCUGCGAAUUUCUUUUCCCCCAGUUCGAUCACUGGACUAGUCAACUUGCCUUCUCUAUUCGCGCAGAUCCCGCUCCCUCGUGGCAACCCGAUCAGGCUAAAAGUGUGCCUUUCCAUAUUGCAUCCCAGAGUAGACUGUAUGUGAUCAUCACUCUUGUGAGGACGCCGGAACGCAUAUUCUCGUAUGAUCUUUUUGUGUUGUCCGACACAUUCCUUCGCCUCAUCGCUCAACUUGGACAUGACGAAGAACGCCGGCAGUUCUCUUGGGAGGAAUGGGGUCCUCAUGGAACUCGUUUGGUUCCAUCGUUGCCCCACUCGUCAGUCUGGGUAUGCUUUGUAUACGGGACCAAAUUUGCCACCAUAUUCCAGUCGGAUGGACUUCCAGAGCACCCUUCUGUUAUAGAAAUAUGGGAUUUCAACUCCGUCGGGAUAAGGAAGGGCCAUCUUGCAGGCGAGCAUUCUUUGGAAGAUGAAGAUAACAAGCAAGAUAAAACGUGGAACGUCCAAUGGCACAAAGGAGACACGAGCAUCGUGAGCGACGGUGCUUUUGUUGGCGACGUACGGACUAGACUCCCGUACCGGAUUGUCCGACGCACACUGCCAUCGUCGACUUUGGAAGACGGCGAUGAUCCUGAGGAUUCAUAUCACGAUCUCAUGUGUAGUGAAGACAACUUGAUUUUGGUCGAUGCAACAAGAAGGCAGUUCCGCAUCCUGUCGUUUUAAUGUCCAAUAGCGUUGUAGACGCGACCCGGACUUCGGAGUCCUUUAUAGACACACCGAGUUGGGAGCUUCUCCCUAGGAAAGGGUUCACUAGGUUAGGUACUGCUGUAUCUGCUGUGAGGCCAAUCCAAUGAACGUCCGUUUCAUGUUGAGUCUUCGGGCGGC
Coniophora puteana RWD-64-598 SS2 is the source of this 1767-nucleotide messenger RNA. RefSeq lists its product as uncharacterized. NCBI's taxonomy places the organism in Eukaryota, Fungi, Basidiomycota, Agaricomycetes, Boletales, Coniophoraceae. The record is from RefSeq and is a predicted model, not a curated record. The transcript is spliced from 5 exons. Gene Ontology annotation, molecular function: protein binding. The coding region runs from base 1 to 1605 and encodes 534 amino acids.